Molecule: messenger RNA, 5052 nt
Organism: Labeo rohita (rohu)
Lineage: Eukaryota; Metazoa; Chordata; Actinopteri; Cypriniformes; Cyprinidae
Gene: acsl3b
Product: acyl-CoA synthetase long chain family member 3b
Exons: 17
Coding region: 430-2559 (709 amino acids)
Biological process (GO): long-chain fatty-acyl-CoA metabolic process; neuron differentiation; long-chain fatty acid metabolic process
Cellular component (GO): lipid droplet; plasma membrane; endoplasmic reticulum
Molecular function (GO): long-chain fatty acid-CoA ligase activity
Source: RefSeq, a predicted model, not a curated record
CUUCCAUCACUUCCGGGCUGAGAACGACGGCCGGCGCGAGUCAGCGACCGCAAUAUACACCGACCCAGAAAAAAACAACAGUCAUCGCCGUGUAUUUCUCCCGUCUAGGUCUUUUAUAAUACAUUUUCAGCAUUUUAAAUGGGAGGCUGCGAGUCUGACUGAAUCAGCGGCGUCAGCGUGGAAGAAUAAGGGAAAGCUCAUCCAUAUUCCUAAGAGGCUUUGCACCCCGUCAGAGCAGAAAACAAAAGUGGGAAAAGGAAAUGGAAUGGGAAGUUGCCCUCUUAGCAAGCAGGUUUGAGAAAAGGCAGUAAUAAGGCCAACAAGUAUCAUCUAUACCCAUAAGCUCUUCAAUAACACAGAAGAAGCCAGACCUUCAGAAGAAGAGGAAUACUAUCACGUAGUUGGAGGAAAGUAAAGAACGACACAAAGAUGAAGUUGAAGGAGGACAUGUCUCCUCUCCUGCUGCAGGUCUUUCGAUCGGUCGUCUGGGUUUAUUCCGUCAUCACAUUCCUGCCCUGGUACCUGCUCUCCGGAGCCAGCAGGAACCAGGCUAAACGGGUCAAAGCGCGCUCAGUAAGCGGGAAUCCGGCAGGACCGUACCGGGCCGUGAACAGCCAGCAGAAGUUGGUGUCCUUGCUGCAUGAGGGUGUGGAUACUUUGGAUAAAGUGUUUGAAUACGCUGUAGUACACUUCCCUCAAAGAGACUGCCUCGGCACUAGAGAGCUGCUGAGCGAGGAAGAUGAGAUACAGCCUAACGGCAAGGUCUUUAAAAAGGUGAUUUUGGGUGAUUAUAACUGGUUGUCGUAUGAAGACACUUUCCAUCUGUCGCAGAGGUUUGGUAGCGGGCUGGCUGCACUGGGUCAGAAGCCUCUAUGUAACAUCGCCGUUUUCUGCGAGACUCGUGCAGAAUGGAUCAUAGCGGCGCAGGCUUGCUUCAUGUACAACUUCCCCUUGGUGACUCUAUACUCCACAUUGGGAGGAGCAGCUAUAGCUCAUGGUCUAAAUGAGACUGAGGUCACACACAUCAUCACCAGCAAAGACCUGCUGCAAAGCCGCCUCAAGGCCAUUCUGAUGGACGUCCCCAGACUGAAGCACAUUAUCGUGGUUGAUAAGAAGCCCACCAGUUGGCCUGACCUCCCCAGAGGCAUCAUGGUCCACAGCAUGGCUGCUGUGCAGGAACUGGGGUCCAAAUCUGAAAAUAUAAUGGUGUCCCGCAGGCAGCCUGUCCCGUCUGAUAUCGCAGUGAUCAUGUACACCAGCGGCUCUACAGGCAUUCCCAAAGGAGUCAUGAUCUCUCAUAGCAACAUCAUCGCUGGAAUCACCGGCAUGGCUGAACGCAUUCCUAACCUAAAUGAGAAUGACACGUACAUCGGCUACCUGCCGCUUGCUCAUGUCCUGGAGCUCAGCGCUGAGCUGGUGUGUGUGUCACAUGGCUGCCGGAUUGGAUAUUCGUCACCUCAGACUCUCGCUGACCAGUCGUCUAAAAUUAAGAAGGGCAGUAAAGGAGACACCAGUAUGCUCAGGCCAACAUUAAUGGCAGCCGUACCUGAGAUUAUGGACCGUAUCUAUAAAAAUGUGAUGACCAAAGUUGAAGAGAUGAGCAGUGUGCAGAAAACUCUCUUUGUUCUGGCAUACAACUACAAGAUGGAGCAGAUCUCCAAAGGAUACAGCACACCACUUUGUGACAGGCUUGUGUUCAAGAAGGUUCGCUCGUUGCUGGGCGGUAACACGCGCGUGCUGUUGUCUGGCGGAGCUCCUUUAUCUGCAGCUACUCAGCGGUUUAUGAACAUCUGUUUCUGCUGUCCUGUGGGACAGGGCUACGGCCUAACCGAGACCUGCGGAGCCGGGACCAUCAGCGAGUUGUCUGAUUACAGCACUGGACGAGUUGGAGCUCCUCUGGUGUGUUCAGAGAUCAUGCUAAAGGACUGGGAGGAAGGUGGUUAUUUCAGUACAGAUAAACCAAACCCACGAGGAGAGAUUCUGAUUGGCGGUCCCAACGUCACCAUGGGUUACUAUAAAAACGAGCAGAAGAACCGAGAGGACUUCUUUGUGGAUGCGAACAGCCAGCGCUGGUUUUGCACCGGAGACAUCGGAGAGUUUCACCCUGACGGCUGCCUCAAGAUUAUCGAUCGUAAGAAGGACCUGGUGAAGUUGCAAGCUGGUGAAUAUGUGUCUUUGGGCAAAGUGGAGGCUGUGCUCAAAAACUGCCCGCUCAUUGACAACAUCUGUGCUUAUGCCAACAGCGAUGAGUCUUAUGUGAUUGGGUUUGUGGUGCCCAAUCAGAAACAGUUAACUGCACUAGCUGAGCAGAAGGGCAUUAGAGGACCAUGGGAAGAGAUCUGCAACCAUGGAGAGAUGGAGAAAGAGGUUCUACGUAUCAUCACAGACGCAGCUAUCACAGGUAAACUGGAACGCUUCGAGAUCCCAAAGAAAAUCCGUCUGAGCGCCGAACCCUGGACGCCUGAGACGGGGCUGGUUACUGACGCCUUCAAACUCAAACGCAAGGAACUAAAAACGCACUAUCAGGACGAUAUCGAGAGGAUGUACGGCGGCAAGUGAAUGAAGCCAGGCGGUGUGAUGUGAUGGGGAGGGAGGAAGGGAGGGAAGGGGGGUUUAGGACACACCAUACCACAAUGCCUAUAUAUACGAAAAAAACAACCCACAAUCCUCUGCCUUCCUGCUCCCUGUGAUGCUCUGCGAUCAAAACAGGGACACACUUGAAUUUUCGUUCACUUAUGAUUUGAUGAGAGGGAAGGGAGUGACAGCAUACGCCACCUGCUGAAGCAGGUCCUAAAAAACGCACUUUCUCAGACGAUUCACGAGAGUGACUCCUGAAAGAGACACACAACACAACCAACAAACUGUGAGACUUUUGGUCCCCGCCCACUCCUCUUGCUUCUCGCUCAUUGGCUCUCGCCCCCUCACCCUGCCCUCACAUUGUUCUGCAGGCAGAUGCGCUUGAUGAUUCCACCCUACUGCGAAGCGGUCACACUGAAUUCUCAUCGAGAGUCUAUGCAGGGAAUCGUUUUGUAAUUUGGCUGUAUUUUUUGUUGCUUAUCUCUUUUAUUUUUCAAAGACUUGUUCUGGUAUGAAUCAGCUGCGAGAUUUGAAUAUGUACGGAAUGCUUCUUUAACUGUGUGUGUUACAAUGUUACUUUUUCUAGAACUUUGGCGUUUGUACUUGACAUUUUGUUACUUUGAACUUCGGCUUCUGUUGUUUACCUGUAUCCAAAGGCUGUUACUGUUGCCCUGUGUGAAAUUAACUAUGUAUUUCAGGAGCUAGUGCACACUGAGGACUGUGUAGCUAGAACGAAACCAGAAAAACCUACCAAUCCAGACCUGGAGAGACCAGUAUUACACGAGAGGUCUGUUUUAAAGCGACCAAAGCGGUUUUAAUUCUGCGCCAAAGCUGUUGCAGAGAGCAGUCUUAAACCAGAGACGUGCUUUAAUACUACAAGAAGCUUGUACUGAUGCUGCAGAGAGUUUUUUGUCAGGGCAACUUUAACAAUAAUCCAAUUUCACAGACAUUAUCCAAAUUUUGUGCAUUUCUAUGUCAGUGAUUCAUUCCUUGUUCCUUCCACAUCCACAGGGUUUGUCUAAGACUCACACAGGAUGUAUGACUCCAUAUUUACAGCGUUUAUUUCUUUUUGUCUGAAUUUGUGAAGCCUUUAAACUUAUUCCUUUCUAAAAAUGUCAUGUGAUCAUACAGUGUGUUGCAUGGAUGUUUUGCAAGGGAGCCAAGUGUUGCCGUGGAGUAGUUCGGGUACCUUUUUGUUUCUUAAAUGGCCAUUUUUAUAUUCUAUUGUGAUUUUGUCAACAUAGGAAAUGAUUAGUGACUUAAAAAGUAUGAAUCUGAAUGUGCAAUAGACUUACGUAUUCUGAGAUACAUCAAAUGACACGCACAGUCCGGCCCCAAGAGCAUGAAUGUUUCCAGCCUCUUCGAUGUAACAGAAGAGACACAUUUAUUCUGCUUCAGACUGUGCAGAUCACUGAUUCACAUUUGACUUUGCAUGAUUCAGGAGAUGUGAACCAAACAAAUAAGCUUCAAAUAAGAACGUUGUACUGCGGACAUCGACUAAUGUGGCAUUUGCAAAAAAAAAAAAAAAUGCAAAUGUUUCUAAAUCUGUACAUUUAUUCAUUAUUUAAGUGAAAAUAUGUUGAUUUUUAUUUUUUUUUUUUUAGCACUUAACAUUUAAGAUCAGAACUUUUUUUAUAUGUUUUCUUGAUUCCUUUAACACUCCAGCUUAGCCGUCACAACAUGAUGCUCUUUACUGAAAGUACUUUUUGUUUUAUUAUAUUUUUUGUUUGUCAUAAAAGGAACUGAAGGCAAAUGGUGUUCCUAAACUAGACAAGUCUGCCUUUCCUGUGCUCGAUGGAGGAUGUUGAUUGCCUUUUUUACACAGUGGAAAUUAAAAGUGGUUUAUAGGAAUUUAUACUUUUGAUAAUUUAUUUCUGUCUUUGAAUUCAGGGAGUGAUUCAUCCCUUCUUAGAGCUGCUGUACUGCUCACCUUGAUUGUGCUUCAUUUACAUCCUGCAAUAUCAUUGGGUCCAGCCACAAGCAUCUGGCCAAUCAGCUGUUAGGCUAGAGAGAGCUCCACCUUAUUGAGCCGAACUGUAAUCUGACUGGUGUGUUCACUUGUCAGUCACGCCCUUAGCAACAGCUAACCCAAAUUAAUCAGCCUGUUAGACAUGUCUGUUUAACUGCAUCCUGCUUUACAUUCUUGAAAUCCUUAAUGCUUAGCGGCUACACACUAUUGGCUAGGCCUAUUGAGAGGAUGUUUGGCGGAGUCAUUCUCUCCUGUUACCCGCUCUGUAAAUAUGAUUUUAUGUCAGAAAUUCAUAAAGUUAGUGCAUUUAGAAGAUGUACAGAUGUAAUAUCUCCUUUAAAUAUGAUUAAUCUUUGUUACUGACCAGGUUUGGGGUCUUUUCUCCUCUGUGUGAGGUGGUUACUGUCUUACGACAAGCAGGUUGAAGCAAAACACUCCUUUAUUUAUUUGUAAUCUGGCCUUGAAACUAUGUUAUACGGAAUAAAGUUUUGUGAAUUACAAGGGGA